AUUCCACAGCGUGUGUGCUAGGGGGAGGCGGAGGCAAAGUCCAGCUUCCCAAAGGAAGGCUCACCCGGAGAACACACAGGUUCACACUUGGGAGUCGCUCUUCCUGGUGCCAGAAUCCAUCACCCAUCACUGGGGCAGACAACUAAGGACACCCACCUGGAGAUUUCCUUAUCUCACCAUCCUUCCUGAAGGCAGCCUCACAGGGCCAAAUGCUGGUGGAAAGAAAUUUGGAUCUCCACUGGUACUCCAGAGACAGGCAUCCAUAAUAAGUAAUAUUACUUUUGUACAGAAGGCAUAUGCAAAUAGAUAAAGAAACAUCAUGGAUCCAACGAACAAAAGGGCAGGCAUUUGACCCAGACGUUCAUUCGAUGAAUCUGGAGGUGAUGUGCUAAAGGACAGGGUGACAAAGAAAUGUCAUGAUUCCGAAGAGCAAACAAUUUAUUUCUUUCUCCUAUUAAAACAGAAUUUAGACUGCUGCCAUGCAAAAAGGACCCUGUCUGUAUCAAUUGUUCUUCUCAUUGUGAGCAUGUUAACAUGGCAAGAUGAAUCCUUCCCAUUGACCUUAAAAAAGCAGGGAACAUUGGGGACUGGCUGCAAGGAGCCUGGGGAGGUAACAGGGGGACUUCUGUCUAGGUACAGCCUUUAGGGGAAGGCAAUGGAUUCCUGUUCUCCGUGUACUGCUGCGACACCUCAGCAGUCUCUCUCUAGACUGAGAAUUUGAAGUAUUUUCCUGGUUAUACAGAAUAAUUACUAAGGAAAUCAACAGGUUGGACAAACCCUUUUAGAACACUAAAUAGAAAAUGUAAGCUUUUUAACUAUUUGGGUUUGAAGGCGGUCUUAAAGACUGUUGAACAUCCAACAGAAGAAAGGGGGUUAUUUUAGGGGUUAUUUCUGGGUAGGUGUAGCUCAUAGAAAGAGAGAAAGUUUGAUUUUAAAUUAAUUCUCGCUGAUGUUAGAAAAGCACCUACAUGCAUUUCAUAUGAGACAAUGAUUGCAGGCCCACAAUUAUUGCUGAAGGUGAUAAGGAAGUAUAGGAAUAAAACAAUAAGCAUUUUUUUCUCAUAAAUCUCAUAUUCGUGAAGGUGACGUUUAGCCUGGUUAAGAAAUCAAAAGUUCAUUUACUGGGAUACCAACAGCACUGAGCAAUGGGAGGUGGCGAGAGAGAGGUAUAUAUUCAGGAUCUCACCAGUCACCACACACAGGCUUGCAGGCUCCCUGCCCACCUCUGCUUCCUCCAGGAGCACAGGAGUUCCAGAUCACACCAAGGCCGCCAUGAAUUCACUCAGUGAAGCAAACACCCACUUCGCACUUGAUCUGUUCCAACAGUUCAAAAAAUCAAAGAAGGACAACAUCUUCUAUUCCCCUCUCAGCAUCACAUCAGCAUUAGCCAUGACGUACUUAGGGGCCCAAGGAAACACUGCGCUCCAAAUGGGAAAGGUCCUUCACUUUAAUGAAGUCACAGACAACGCAAGAGAAAGACCUACAACAGCUCAUGUUGAAAAGUUGGGAAAUGUGCAUCACCGAUUUCAACAGCUUCUAACUGAAUUAAAGAAACCCACUGAUGCCUAUGAGCUGAGUAUUGCCAACAGGCUCUAUGGAGAAAAGAAGUUUCAGUUUCGUCAGGAAUACAUGGAUAAUGUUAAGAAAUUUUACCUCGCCAGUGUGGAAUCUGCUGAUUUUAUAACUGCUGCAGAAGAAAGUCGCAAGAAGAUUAAUUCCUGGGUGGAAAGCCAAACAAAUGGAAAAAUCAAGGAUCUGCUUCCCCGUGACUCUCUUGAUUUUGCCAUUCUGGUUCUGGUGAAUGCAGUCUAUUUCAAAGGGCAGUGGGAUAAGAAAUUUGAUAAAGAAUCUACUGUGGAGGAAAAAUUUUGGCUGAACAAGGAUACCAGCAAAUCCGUGCAGAUGAUGAAACAAAUUGGUUCCUUUAAUUUCACUGAACUGGAGGACAUGCAAGCCAAGAUCCUGGAAAUACCAUACAAAGGCAAAGAUCUAAGCAUGAUGUUGAUGCUGCCAAAUGAAGUGGAUGGUCUGCAGAAGCUUGAAGAUAAACUCACCACUGAGAAACUAAUAGAGUGGACAAGCUCACAGAAUAUGAGGGAGAGGCUCGUGGAUUUAUAUUUACCUCGGUUCAAAGUGGAAGACAGCUAUGACCUCAAGGACACGCUGAUGUCCAUGGGGAUAGUGGACGCCUUCAGUGAAUGGGAUGCCAACUUCUUGGGCAUGGCAAAGAGCCGGGAUCUCCUGGUGACAAAAGUUGCACACAAGUCCUUCUUGGAGGUGAAUGAGGAGGGCACAGAGGCCACAGCUGCUACAGGCAUCAUAGUUAGUGGUAGAACAUCAGCACUAAUUUAUGGAAGUUUCCACUGUGAUCACCCUUUCCUGUUCUUCAUCAAGCACAAUAACACCAACAGCAUCCUCUUCAUGGGCAGAGUCUCUUCUCCUUAGAUGCAAUUAGGCUGCUACUACUUUAAGGGGAAGUUCACAUUUAUUCUAAUAUGUUGAUAGCUAGAAAUAACAGGUUCUCUUUAAUUCUUUGUCCUUUCCAAUCUCAUAGUCAUCACUAAGAGCAUAAUGGUUGAAAUAGCAUGACUGACUAUCUCUCUCUUUCUACAAACACCUGUAAACCUACUUUAUUUCCUCAUGAUGAUUCCCUUUGGACAAAAUGUUCAAGAUAAGAUGAUGGGAUAUUUCAAUACUAUAUCUUCUCCUAAUUUGGAAAUAGCAUAUCUCCAAUUUCAAAAUCAUUUCUACUAAUAAAACUUAUUAUGCUAGCACCCACAUUUAUUAAA
This is a messenger RNA of Equus caballus (horse), 2789 nucleotides long. NCBI's taxonomy places the organism in Eukaryota, Metazoa, Chordata, Mammalia, Perissodactyla, Equidae. The record is from RefSeq and is a predicted model, not a curated record.